AUGUUUGUCUGGCAGCCUGAAAAUAAUCACAUCUCUCAACCGAUUGUUUGCCAAUUAUCUAUCUAUCUAUCUAUCUAUCUAUCUAUCUAUCUAUCUAUCUAUUCUAGUUUGUUUCCAUCUAUCUAUCUAGCUAAUGUGUAUAUAUCUAUCUAUCUAUCUCAAUCUGUUUUCAUCUAUCUAUCUAUGUAUCUGUUUUUCUCUGUCUCCUUCUAUCUAGCUAUCUAUCUAGCUGUUGACGGAAACAGAGUGUGCUCGCUAGCUAGCUAUCUCAGUCGGUUUCUAUCUAUCUAUCUAUCUAUCUAUCUAUCUAUCUAUCUAUCUAUCUAUCCCAGUCUGUUUCCAUUUAGCUAUCUAUCCCAGUCUGUUUCUAUCUAUCUAUCUAUCUAUCUAUCUAUCUAUCUAUCUAUCCCAGUCUGUUUCUAUCUAUCUAUCUAUCUAUCUAUCUAUCUAUCUAUCUAUCUAUCUAUCCCAGUCUGUUUCCAUUUAGCUAUCUAUCCCAGUCUGUUUCUGUCUGUCUAUCUAUCUAUCUAUCUAUCUAUCUAUCUAUCUAUCUAUCUCAUUCUGUUCAUAUCAUAUCAUAUCUAUCUAUCUAUCUAUCUAUCUGUCUAUCUAUCGUAUCUGUUUCCAUUUAUCUAUUUAUCUAUCUUUCUCUGUCUCUAUCUAUCUAUCUAUCUAUCUAUCUAUCUAUCUCAUUCUGUUCAUAUCAUAUCAUAUCUAUCUAUCUAUCUAUCUAUCUAUCUAUCUAUCUAUCGUAGUCUUCUGUUUCCAUUUAUCUAUUUAUCUAUCUUUCUCUGUAUCUAUCUAUCUAUCUAUCUAUCUCAUUCUGUUCAUAUCAUAUCAUAUCAUAUCAUAUCUAUCUAUCUAUCUAUCUAUCUAUCUAUCUAUCUAUCUAUCGUAUCUGUUCACAUUUAUCUACUUAUCUAUCUUUCUCUGUCUCUAUCUAUCUAUCUGUCUAUAUAUCUAUCUAUCUAUCUAUCUAUCUAUCUAUCUAUCUAUCUAUCUAUCGUGUCCGCCAUGUUUAAAGUCACUAGCGACAUCUAA
This is a messenger RNA of Acanthosepion pharaonis, 1041 nucleotides long. The record is from the annotation of a GenBank genome assembly. Lineage: Eukaryota; Metazoa; Mollusca; Cephalopoda; Sepiida; Sepiidae.